GAGGCGGGAGGAGGGCGGGGCUUAGGCUGUGUUUGUCGGGCGAAGCGGCCGGGGCCAUUCGGUGCCCGGCUCGGCAGAAAGUCGUGAGCGGGAAGGAGAGGUAGGGCUCCGGCUGGCGGGACGGACAGACUGACGGACGGUUAAAGGUAGAAGCGGCGCCCACGGAACCGGGGCGGCAACAUGGUGUCGUGUAUCAUCUCCCGAGUCGUUGUGCUGGUUUUUGGAAUGCUGUAUCCUGCAUAUUAUUCAUACAAAGCUGUGAAGACAAAAAACGUGAAGGAAUACGUGCGGUGGAUGAUGUACUGGAUUGUGUUUGCUCUUUAUACUGUUACUGAAACAAUAACAGACCUCAUGAUAUCUUGGUUUCCAUUGUACUACGAGUUGAAGAUUGCAUUUGUUAUUUGGUUGCUCUCUCCAUAUACUAGAGGAGCAAGUUUAAUAUAUAGGAAGUUUCUUCAUCCUCUUCUUUCUUCAAGAGAAAGGGAGAUUGAUGAAUAUAUUGUGCAAGCCAAAGAACGCGGUUAUGAAACAAUGGUUAACUUUGGUAAACAAGGCUUAAAUUUAGCUGCUACUGCUGCAGUGACAGCAGCUGUAAAGGGUCAAGGGGCAAUAACUGAAAAGCUGCGGAGUUUCAGUAUGCAUGACUUAACUGCUAUACAAGGUGAUGAACCAGUGGGACAAAGACACUACCAAACAUUACCUGAUACAAAAAAGAGAAGCAGAAGCUCCACCACCAAUGAAACUUUAGGUUACACUAUUCCAUUAAAAAAAGAUUCUGAAGAUGAUAAAACAGAUGAGGAGAGGGAAGGGACAUAUUCAGAGGAUGAGACGUUCACUCAGAGAGGUCUCCGGCGAACACAAAGUAUGAAAUCGGUAAAAACUAUCAAAGGCCGCAAGGAGGUGCGGUAUGGCUCAUUAAAAUACAAAGUGAAGAGAAGACCACAAGUGUACUUCUAAACGAUCUUCACAAUUCAGCAUGUCAAACUGCUAUAUUAGUUGCUUCCUGCAGGCCCACAAUAGGGCCUUGUCCUGCAUAGGACUUCCCCAUUCUCUGAAGGGAAACACUUGGCACACGUGUGGAUUCCCAUUGCCAGUGUAGAGCAUUUUCUUGAUCAUUGAAGAGGAAGGGGAAAGCCCUGCAUGCACAGAGCUCUGCGUGCAUACCUGACUUAACUGGCCACUAUGUUUAGGGAUUAUCCAUAUCAAUAAUUCAGUCAUGGUGGUAAGAAUAUAUUGCUUUAAAGAGUGGAGUUAUGUUUAAUCUCAGUUUCUUAAAACUAAUUGCUAAUAUGUUUAGGUUAGCACAUUACGCUUUUGUACUUCAUAAGUGAAAUAAUUUAACGGCUGACUCUUACGAGACUUUUAAUUGUGGCUUUUGUGGAUGAGCAUUGUGCUUGGUUAAUGCCAACACUUACUGAAAAUCUCAGCACUUCCAGAAUUUCCUUUUUAUACUUGGAAAGCUUAUACUUGAAUGCAUCAUUGUGCUAGAUUCCUUAAAAAUUCUUAAAAUGCAAUGUAAGAGUAUUGAGUGUGAAAGAAAAAGUCAUUCACAAUUAAUCUCUUAAUGGCUUGGAUCCAAAGAACAACUUAUGGCCGUUCAAGGGGUUUCUGCUACCUAGUGGAAUUCACUUUCUUAAAACAUGACAAACUGCUUUUGAUAAUUUCCUCACUGCUAUGUGACAUGGGGAGACUGCUUUAUUGAGUCUGAAGUUGGUUUUAGGUGAAAUUCUGUACGCUGCAUAGAUAUAUUUUAUAUGAAUUUGCAGUAUAGAACUAAAAUAACAACAACAACCCCAGAAGGCUCACAUAACUUGCUUCAUUGUUUGGAGGUUUGUAUAUUGCUUUACUGUAACCAGGGAUUUGAGGGUAGCCUGUGCAUACAGCCGAGUUGAUCACUCAGAACAUUAUCUCUUUCCAGAGCAGCCCCUGUGCUAGUCUUUUGCAGCAAAAACAACAGGCAUGAGCUUCCAUGAACUACAGUUCACAGAUACAUGAAGUGUUACCCUGAGUUACAGGUAGAUGUGCACUGUAGUCCACAGAUGUUUGUGCCACAACAAACGUGUUACACAGGUCCCUUUGCUAUCUGUAACUGGACACUUGCAUGCUGUGAUCUGUAGUAUUGCAGUUCUAAUUGGUUUUUUCAAUGCAGUGUUGACCAAGGAACACAGAAAGCUGCAACACACAGUCAGACCGUUGGUCUUAUCUAGUUCAGUAUAGUCUACACUGGCAGCACCUCCUCAGUGUUUCAGACAGAUAUUUCUCCAAGCAACACCUGGAGACCAUCAGGGAUUGAACUUAGCACUUUCUGCAUGCAACUCUUAUCAAGUUUAUCUUCGUGUGGACUUUCUCUUAUGGGUUCACUGCUGCAUGUGAGAGCACGCAGCUGAGCAAUAUGGGCCAGGUGCCUUUUCUUUUUGGAAUGUAUAUAAAGGAAUUUAACUACAAGACCCAAAAGAUUUCAAACCUUUUUGUUGGAUACCAGCAGUCGUAUGGUGUACCGUGUACUAGACAUGUCAAACUCAAGAAACAGGAAAAACUUGCACACUCUAAAUUUAGUUGUUCUAUUAUUUUAGAGUCCUGUGUUUCUAGUGUUUAAUAAUCAUCUUGCAUAUGCUUUUUAUCGUGCUUGUUUUUUUUUUAUUCUUUUGUAAAACAUUGAAAGUUUUAUGUUGGCGCACCGCAGAGAAUUGAAGGCCAUUUCAGGAACACGAGGGUGGUAUGCAACCAAGCAUUUGCAGUGUCAUAUUUGCCCUUUCCCUGCAUGUCCUCCCCAAAUCCGCUGCAGAGGGUUGGUGAAACCCCAGAACAGAUUUAGGGCUCUCAUGGGAGAAGAAAGGAGAGGGAAGGAAAGUUCAGCUACACAGCCAGAUACUGAAAUACUUUGUUGGAUACGAUCCAGAGCAACUGGGUAGUUGGGCUUACAUAUAUGUACAUAUCUUAUGUAAAACAAGCAUAAUAUGUAGAGCUUGUGGUAACUUGAUACACUUCUGUGAUGUUCGUUAUGCCAUUCAAGAGUAGCACUUGAAAUGUUCUAAAUCUUGAUAUUCUUAAGUGUUAAGUAGUGAACACUUAAGAAUAUCAAGAUUUAGAACAUCCGGCUCACAAAAUACUAUUAUUUUUGGCUAGAUUCCUGAGGAAUGUCUUGACUUUUUAGACAGGUGAAUCUUCCAAAACUAUUAGAAUAACCAGGAGUUUUAGUAAUGCUUCUGGAUGCAAGAACCAUGUCAGACCCUCAGCCAUUAAAUGUUAUUUAAGAAAUCAUGAAAAGAGGUUCACAUUUUAAGCCUGAUCUUCACAGCUUUGAGUGCUGCACACUUUUUAACCGAACACUUGAAAAAAUUGCUGCUGUUAUAUAUGUUGGUACUAGGGUUUUAACUUGGUAAAGUGGUUCCAAAGGAAGUGGUUCCAAAUAUGUAUAUGCUUCACAAUUUUUAAUUCAUGCCAUGUGGAAGUGUCUCUUCUCCAGAAAAGAAUUUACCAUUUAUUCUGAAUACAGACAGCUUGCCCCAAAUAAGGAACUAAAGAACUGUUUUCUCUUCAGCUUUGGAAACAGAAUUUUAAUAAGAAACAAUGCUUGCUUUUACAUUUUUGUACCCAACUUGCUAAGAUGCUGUUCACAAAAUUAGAUACAUGAUUGAUUUUUUAAAAGGUAAAUUACAGCUGCUGGGGAUGGGGCUGAUUGGCAUGGAGCAUCCCCCCAAUUGAAAAUCGGGGGGGGGGGGGGCUACUCCCACACAAAGUUCCCAAUUCAGACUGAUGUCUCUGUGGCUGCAAUUUCUUUUUAAAAAGCCACCUAUGUAGCUGCUAAUUGUUGAAUGGUAUCUUCUCUAGUUUGGCCCUCAGAGUAGUUACUAACGUGGUUACACUGAGUGUAGGGAGAAAGGAGUAUAGUAUCUGAAUUGGAGGUGUAUUCCCAGCAUUAUCUUUCAGAAGUCUUUCUGUUGUAUAAUCCCUCUGUUAACAAAAUUUAAAUCAGCCUUAGGUUUUUUUUGAAGCCUACAUACUGGAGGACCGUAGUUCUAAAAUAAGCCAGCCUAGUUUUCAACUUGUGUCUUCCACUUUUGCUUUUAAAAUAACUUGUGGCUUGUUAUGUAGAAGCACACACCAUACUGGGUCAGACAAAACAGUUUUGUAUCUUCCUACAACUGAUCCAACCAGAUAAUUUCAAAGGAACUGUAUAGGAAUUGAUUGCGAAAUGAUAUGUUAUUUCAGCUAUUUUUUAAAAUAUAUCCAUGCCUUUAGUCAAACAGACUCAUCCUGAAAAUUUGUAAGGCUUAAGGGCUGCUUUGUAUGUUAUGUUGUUGGUGUGUACUUGUAUCAUGAAUACUCAAAAGUUACAUGUAGUGCUUGCAUGUGUAUGGUGCAGGUGUGAUUGUACUUGUAUGGUAUGGGUGUGAUACAAAGGGAGCUCUUGGUGGGUUGAAUCUUCCUGGUUCAAGUAUAUCGAAAGACUAUGGUGUGCACCCAUGGCAACUACAAGUGGCACAUUCCUUGGACACUCACUCAGUGAGGUUGCCCUUCAGUGAAAUGAAUGAAAAGCAAUUCCUUUCUCCCAUUUUUAAAAUCCAUUUUUUAGCUUCUUGGAUUCAAAGAUCUGUUUGGAUUCAAAGAAUGGCAAAAUAAUUGCUGCAAAUUAAAUAUAAUGGUUUUACCACGUCAAAAACAAGGUAUUUUGUUGAAAGAUGAUAGAUCAAUGUUGAAUGAACUACGUAUUAUGCAAAAGAAACAUUAAACUAUUUUCAAGGACUGCUUCUACUUACCAGCUCUUACAAAUGCAAUUUCAACAUAUUGACUAAUUGCAGCUUUAAGACUGUAAGCUUUAACUUUCCCAUCUGUAACAGACUGUCAACUUGUUUACAUAUUUGUAGUGAGUUUUGUACUGAUACUUCUUUACCUAUGUAUAUGCUAUUUUUGAAGAUGCAAUGGCUCUUGAAAAGAUUUUUUUUAAAAAAAUACUUAAUAAAAUGAAUACUUUCAAUGUC
This is a messenger RNA of Podarcis muralis (Common wall lizard), 4982 nucleotides long. RefSeq names its product receptor accessory protein 3 (gene REEP3). Gene Ontology annotation, biological process: endoplasmic reticulum tubular network organization. Gene Ontology annotation, cellular component: endoplasmic reticulum membrane; cytoplasmic microtubule; endoplasmic reticulum tubular network. The record is from RefSeq and is a predicted model, not a curated record. NCBI's taxonomy places the organism in Eukaryota, Metazoa, Chordata, Lepidosauria, Squamata, Lacertidae. Gene Ontology annotation, molecular function: microtubule binding.